Micropterus dolomieu (smallmouth bass) is the source of this 1133-nucleotide messenger RNA. It is a transcript of the gene lyset, whose product is annotated as transmembrane protein 251. The record is from RefSeq and is a predicted model, not a curated record. The transcript has 3 exons. The coding region runs from base 187 to 642 and encodes 151 amino acids. NCBI's taxonomy places the organism in Eukaryota, Metazoa, Chordata, Actinopteri, Centrarchiformes, Centrarchidae.
UCGGGCCUGUGAAUGACGUCAUCCGUGGGUGUCAGGUGACAAAACAGGAAGAGAGAGACGUGACUCCCGGACCUCCGGGACCCACAGCGGAUUAAAAACGAGCCUACGGCCGAAUUUUAAUUUGAAAGAUUCCGCGCGAAGGAAGAGCAAGAUGGAGGUCGGCAGGAAACAUCACAGAGUUGAAAAAUGAAUGGAGUCUGGCGCAGAGAGUCUCGGGAACUCUGCUACAGUUACCCGAGGUCAGUAUGGAGGAUGAUGAACUUCCGUCAGCGGAUGGGAUGGGUGGGCGUGGCUCUCUACCUGCUGCUCAGCGUCAUGGCGGUGUAUUACGUCUUUGAGGUCCACAGCUUCAGUUUGGAGCUUGUGCAGAGAGGUGGGGCCAGCCCGUCAGCCCCGCCACUCGCCAUCAGCUGGUCUCAGAGCCUUAGUGCUUACCUGCCGCCACUUCCUGUCUGGAUGUGGGCGUCAGUCUUCCUGCUGCCAUACCUGCAGCUCUUUCUCUUCCUGUUCUCCUGUACGAGAGCCGACCCUCGAGCUGUCGGUUACUGCGUCCUUCCUGUCUGCCUCGCCCUCCUCUGCAGCCGCCGCCACGCUGCCCGCAAACCGGCCAAUCAGAGAGGCCAGCCACUCAUUGACACGUAGGGGCUCGGGCCGUGGCAGGAGGACGAACUGAACUGUGUGUUGAUGUUUGUGAUGUCACUUCCUGCGUGCCUUCAAACAGUUUAACAAACAAUUCUGUUUGAUAAAACCCUCUGUGCUGUCUGUCAGGACCUGUAUUGUGCCCUGAGUAUGACUGUCAGGAUCAAUACAUCUGUCCUCAGCGUCAACUGUCAGGAUCAGUACAUCUGCCCUCAGCGUUGACUGUCAGGAUCAACAGUUCUUUAUUCUGCAGCUGUCAAUCACUCUCCUGUUGUUAUUGUGACACCACAGGCUAUCCUGUGCUGUGAUUGGCUAGAGCAUGUUUACUCUACCUGCUGUUUAACUCAUAGUUAGGUUAGUUAACUUGUUAACCUUAAUAUAGAGAACGUGACGGUCAAUCAAAAUACUUUGCUGUAUUUAAUAAGAUGAGUCACAUGACACAUGUUGGUUACUAUGACAACUUUAUUAGAACUUAAAUAAAAUGAAAACCAAAA